AGUUGUACCGCUGUACUGGAGUGAAAAACUCAUACAGGAAACAUAAGCAAGUGCAAACGCAAUGGCCUCAUACGCAAAAGCAAACAUAUUCUACAUUUCAGUCGGGUUUUGGCUCAUUUCAGGUGUUGAAUGCUACAGCGGUUGGUUAAACCAUGUAUUAACUGUUCAGACUGGAGGAUCUGUCACCAUCCCAUGUCAUUAUGACAAGAAAUACACACAGCAGAAGAAAUACUGGUUCUCAGAGAUUGAUAAAUCUAAUACAUACACAAACACAACAGAGGAGAAUCUGUCAGUAAUUGAUCAUCCUGAUCAGAGUCUCUUUACUGUGACUAUGAGAAACCUGCACAACAAACAGACUGGAGAUUAUUAUUGUGUUGUGGAGACUGGAGAACAAUCACCGAUAAAUAUAACAUAUGAGCCGUAUCUCAAGAUUCAAUCUGCUCCUGAUGUGUCUGUGGUGAACAGCAGUGUAUCUGGACGUGAAGGUGAUAAUAUCAGUGUUCAGUGUCUCUACAGUUCUGAAUAUCAGAAUGAAGUCAAACAGUGGUGCAGAUAUAAAGAUCAGAGCUGUUACACAGUGGGGAGGACUAACACAUCCCAGAAUCCAUCAGUCCAGAUCAGUGAUGAUGAUGGGGGAAGUUCCUUCACUGUGCUGAUGACUGGACUGAGACCGACUGAUUCUGGCUGGUACUUCUGCUCUGCUGGAGAGGCACUGAAUCCUGUUCAACUCACUGUAAUAGAAGAAGAAAGUGUGAACACAGACAUUGGCGCUGAGAAGGACAAAUGGCGUUUCUGUCUGUCACAGAACUUUUCACCACAUCAAACUGAAAGAUCAGAUGAUUAGAAAUCUGUUGAUAAAAAGAUUUAUGUUCUGCUCUUCAGCGUGUAUAUGUGUGAAUGCAUUAGAUGUCUACAUUUUCUAAAUGCUUGGGUAAAUGUAUUUAAAUAUAUAUAUAUUUUUAAUCCUAACAACUUACAAAUGAGCAAUAUACCAAAUAAAGCUACACAAUUUUAGAAAAAGGUGUUUUUAUUAUUAUUUAGCCCUCAUCUUUUAUAGCCUAUCAGUAGAUUUUUUGAUUACCUCGACCUCAUAUACAUAUACUCUUUUUACUAAAUGUAGUGGAGUAAAAAAUAAAAUAACACACUUUUGAAUAUUUGGACGUAAAAGUCAAAUUUGACACCCGCUUCGGAUGUUAUCACUCUUAUUGAAUAAGCGUUAUCAGUGGAUAUCAGCUUAUAGAUAUAGGCCAGAAGAGGUCUGCUGCGCCUACUGGUAGGCUCAGAAGGCUGUUAUCAUUGAUCCACAUGGUUA
Messenger RNA from Onychostoma macrolepis, 1312 nucleotides. RefSeq names its product polymeric immunoglobulin receptor-like. The record is from RefSeq and is a predicted model, not a curated record. The coding region runs from base 62 to 844 and encodes 260 amino acids. The transcript is spliced from 5 exons. NCBI's taxonomy places the organism in Eukaryota, Metazoa, Chordata, Actinopteri, Cypriniformes, Cyprinidae.